GAUAAGGCCAUCAAGCGUUUCAAUGUGAGGAACAUCGUCGAUGCCUCUUCCCAGAGGGAUAUCCGUGAGGCCUCUGUCUACCAGUCCUACGCUCUCCCUAAGCUUUUCAUCAAGCAGGUGUACUGCGUUUCCUGCGCCAUUCACGCUCGUGUCGUUCGUGUCCGUUCCGCCGAGAAUCGUCGUGUCCGUGAGGCCCCUCCUCGUCGCGGUGCUCCCCAGAGGAACUAA
Molecule: messenger RNA, 228 nt
Organism: Perkinsus marinus ATCC 50983
Lineage: Eukaryota; Perkinsozoa; Perkinsida; Perkinsidae
Product: 40S ribosomal protein S26-A, putative
Exons: 2
Biological process (GO): translation
Cellular component (GO): ribosome; cytosolic small ribosomal subunit
Molecular function (GO): mRNA binding; structural constituent of ribosome
Source: RefSeq, a predicted model, not a curated record